GGCGGGGACCAGGCGGGGACCAGGCGGGACAGGCGGGACCGGUGGCAACCCCGCGCCCGCGCCCGCGCCCGCCCCCCGCCCCCAGGCUCGGGGCGCAGCUCUCCCGCCCCCCGAGUUUCCUCUCUCCGGGGCCUGCGGAAAGUUUGGGGCGCCCCGCCCGCCACCAUGAAGUCGGCGGAGGAAGAAACUCCAGAGGUCCUGCCCCUGUCCUGGGGGAGCAGGGCCAUGGCGCCCCCGCCAGGUGUCUGCAGACAAAGCCAGCCUGUUCCCGCCAGUGCCGCCGUCCAGGGAGCAGGCCCGGCGCCGUCCCCCCCAGACUGGGCCGCGCCCGCCAAGCCAAACACCCCAGCCGCCUGCCCAGAGGAGCCUGGAGCCCGGGUGUGGUCUGGGACCGUCCUCAGCUCCUGGGGAUGCGGUGCCCGGGACCCGCCUCGGACCCGGGCCGCCAUGACGCGGUUGGAGGAGGACCCAGAGUUCGACUUCGAGUUCCUCUUUGAGUUUAACCAGAGCGGCCCGGGCGCCACCACAGAGCACUACACCUACCCGUCCUCCAGUCUGGGCCCGGCGCUGCCUCUGCCCACAGCACCCCCCACGGUCUCAGGGUGCCAUGAGCUGCAAACAGUCGGCCUGGGGGGCCCGCCAGGGGGCUACGGGGCUGUGGUGGACGCUGCCCCGGGCUACUUCCUGGCGGGUGGUGGGCGGCCCAACGGGGCCCCCCCGGCUCUGGAGAGUCCCCGCAUCGAGAUCACGCCCUACCUGGGCCUCCACCCACACAGCCAGUUCUUCCCGGACACCGAGCUGGACGCACUGCCCGGAGCCCGGCGCCCCUCCAACACGGCCACCCUGGGCCUGCCCCCCCUGGACGCCUACCGCGACCCCAGUGGCCUGAGCCCAGCCAGCAGCCUGUCCUCACGCAGCGGCCACUCCGAGGCCUCGUCUUUCGAGUCCGGCUGCUCCUACAGCUAUGUGUCCCCGCAGACGUCCCCCUGGCAGUCCCCCUGCGUGUCCCCCAGGGCCGCCGAGCCAGAUGACGCCUUUCCUCGUGGCCUGGGCAGCCUGCUGGGAUCCCCAAGGCCCUCGCCCGCAGCCUCCCCAAGGCCCGGCCUGGGCGAAGACGGCUGGCUAGCCGAGCGCCCCUCACGGCCCUGCUCUCCCUCUGGCCACAAGCGCCGCCUGGCUCCGACCGGCUCCCCGCAGCCCUCUCCCGGCGCGUCCCCUGCAGGCUCCCCGAGGCUCAGCGUGACAGAGGAUUCCUGGCUGGGCGCCGGCCACUUCCCCAGCUCAGCCAUCGUGGCCGCCAUCAAUGCAUUGAGCACGGACGGCCUGGACCUGGGUGACGGCCUGCCCCCCAAGGCCCGUCGCACUGCCGAGCCGCCCACCCCAAGCCUGGCGCUCAAGCUGGAGCCCGCCUGUGAGGACCUGGGUGCGCCGGGCCCUCCAGCCACUGGCUUCUCUGGGGAUGGCCCCCCACGCAAGCCCACCUUCUGUGACCAAUUCCUGGCCGUGCCCCAGCCGCCCUACACCUGGGCUCGGCCCCGCUCCCCCGUGGCCUUCAGCCCUACCCUGCCCGCCCUGGACUGGCAGCUACCCGCCCGCUCAGGCCCCUAUGAGCUGAGGAUGGAGGUGCAGCCCAAGUCCCACCACCGCGCCCACUACGAGACGGAGGGCAGCCGGGGCGCCGUGAAGGCUGCAGGCGGCGGACACCCCAGCGUGCAGCUGCAUGGCUACGUGUCCAGUGAGCCCCUGACUCUGCAGCUGUUCAUCGGGACGGCUGACGACCGGCUCCUGCGGCCGCACGCCUUCUACCAGGUGCACCGCAUCACAGGCAAGACAGUGGCCACCAGCAGCCAGGAAGCCGUGCUGGCCCACACCAAGGUGCUGGAGAUCCCUCUGCUGCCCCAGAACCACAUGCGCGCCGUCAUCGACUGUGCAGGGAUCCUGAAGCUGCGGAACUCAGACAUCGAACUGCGCAAGGGGGAGACGGACAUCGGCAGGAAGAACACGCGUGUGCGGCUGGUCUUCCGUGUGCACGUGCCCCAGCCUGGUGGCCGCACGCUGUCCCUACAAGUGGCCUCCAACCCCAUCGAGUGCUCCCAGAGGUCAGCACAGGAGCUGCCCCUCGUGGAGAAGCAGAGUGCGGCCAGCGGCCCUGUGCUGGGCGGGAGGAAGAUGGUGCUGUCCGGCCACAACUUCCUGCCUGACUCCAAGGUCAUCUUUGUGGAGAAGGCACCAGAUGGGCACCACGUGUGGGAGAUGGAGGCCAAGACAGACCGGGACUUGUGCCAACAGAACUCCCUAGUGGUGGAGAUCCCUCCUUUCCGUAACCUGAGAAUCAGCAGCCCUGUGCAGGUCAGCUUCUACGUCUGCAAUGGGAAACGGAAACGCAGCCAGCUCCAGCCCUACACCUACCUGCCGGCCCACGCACCCAUCAAGACAGAACCGGCGGAUGAGUAUGAUGACUGCAGUCCCCUGGGCUUCAGCCCCCAGCUGGGCCUGGGACCCUCACCUACCGCCUGCAUGCUGCCAAGCGGUCCCCCCCUGCUGGCCCCCACACCCAGCACCAGCCCCAUGCUGCACGAGCUCACCCCCGCAGCCCUCAAGGCCGGCCCCACACUCUGCCACCUGGGCCUGGCAGCUCCCAGCACCCAGGACCUGCUGCCUGGACCCCCCCAGCCAUCUGCCUUGCUGCAGCCACAGUAAAUAGGACUGUCUACAUGGUGUGGCCAAUGGGGGUCCAGGCCUGGCUGUCUCGGACCGCCCGCACUGGCCACAGUGAGCAGAGCUCGGCCGCCAUCCCCGGGCCCGGCAGCCCUGCCCGAGGAGCCCCCCAGAGGCCACUUUCUGGGGGGGAGCGAGCUGGCCGCUGGAGCUCCUACAAAGAGUGUCCACUCCAGGAGACAGUGACCGUGGGGGCAUCCUCAGGCCGCUGGAAAGUGCAGUGGAUGGCACCCUGGGCAGGAGCCUGGACAUGCCCUAGCAGACUCUCGGGACUCAGCCUACAAUCUGCUCCUGGACAGUAUCAGCAGGACCAGAAGCCGUGAGAACUCCCUUCUGGACGUCCCCCGUGUCCGCCCAGAGGGCGCUGGCCAGCUCGGUUUGUGGACACCCGGGGAGCCCCGGCAGCGGGUGCAGUUGGCCUCCCUGGCUUGGCCAUGACCCCUCCCUGCCUCGCGCUGCCACAUGGACCCUGCCGGCCCACCUUGCCCCCUUGCCCGCAGCCCAAGGAGGCUGAGUGGUGGUGGCCGAAAGCCCCCGCCUCCUGAGGGAGCUCCCUGGCAUGUGCGUGUCAGCGUGCGGGAACCUUGUGCAUGCAGAGGCAGGCAUGUGAGCACGUGUGGGCCUCCUUGUGCGUGCAGAUGCAGGCGUGUGAGCACGUGUGGGCCUCCCUGUGCGUGCAGACUCAGGCGUGUGAGCACGUGUGGGCCUCCCUGUGCGUGCAGACGUAGGCUGUGAGCACGUGUGGCCCCUGGUGCAGGGCUGCGUCUUGGGGAGCCCCUGCCGUCUCCCCACUGCCUCCCCCACCCCAGCUGCCCUCCAGGACCCUCAGGGAGCCGGGAGGGGCCAGCGCCCAGCACCGCACCUGGGAAAGGGUCUGAGAGGGGCAGGACGUUUGUUCAGCUGCAGGACUCACUUCACAGAAGCCCAGGUCCCACUUGGUGGGGGAGACACCCCACAUCCAGCCUGAAAGGUGCUGUGUGGGCGCGGGGGUGUGGCCCUCCUGUUGGGCAGCCCUGCCUCCAGCCUUAGCAGUGGCCGCCCCCUACUGGCGCGGGCGGUACCUGCACCCGGGGACCCUAGCGAUGGCCACCGUGAUCCUGGGGUGGCUCCCACAGACACCUGCUUCCCACCCAUCCCCACCAAGGACGCCCUCUGAUAUGACCUCCCGGGGCAGGCGAGUGACCGCCCACCCCUGCCCCCACCCUGCAUGACCCUUUGGGGGAUGUCCUGCAGAGGCCAUCUGGGUAUCUUGUAGUUAGGAGAGACAAUAAAGUCCUGUCAACCUGCA
Molecule: messenger RNA, 4006 nt
Organism: Erinaceus europaeus (western European hedgehog)
Lineage: Eukaryota; Metazoa; Chordata; Mammalia; Eulipotyphla; Erinaceidae
Gene: NFATC1
Product: nuclear factor of activated T cells 1
Exons: 12
Coding region: 166-2700 (844 amino acids)
Biological process (GO): regulation of transcription by RNA polymerase II; calcineurin-NFAT signaling cascade; cytokine production
Cellular component (GO): transcription regulator complex
Molecular function (GO): transcription factor binding; RNA polymerase II cis-regulatory region sequence-specific DNA binding; DNA-binding transcription factor activity, RNA polymerase II-specific
Source: RefSeq, a predicted model, not a curated record